UUCGAUUUCAGCAAGGUGGCGGACGUGCUUUCGAUUUUUAGUUACUGGUUCUUAUUUUUACAGGCACAGUUAGCAUCUCUGACGUGAUGGCUCUUUGUGUUUCAAUAACAAAUGACAGUGCUUGUGUUUAUUGUUUAUAGCGGAAAACGAUUUGAUGUAGCUGUGUGGCAACAACAAACACUGCGUGUGGCAAGCUGUAAACAAUGGCCAUGAGUUCGAGAUAGACGCUACUGUUACAUUGUGGUCACUUCACUGGUGCUGCCCUGUGAACCUCAGUUGCAAAUAAGGUGGAAGUUAAGAUGGAGAAAUGUGAAUGCUGUAAUAUAUUAGUGCCUGCAAAGGAGUUUACAAAGCAUCUGCAAGACAAACGCCAUCGGCUAAGGGAGAAGAGAUUUAAUGAAAUGAUACAGAAUAGUGUUUUCAUAAGCUGUCUCCCUAGAGGUGUAGACCAAGGAAUGUUGAUUGAGGCACUGAGUAGGUUUGGAAAGGUGCGAACUUGUUCUAUUUUCCAGAGAUCAAAUAAUGCAGUUGCUGAGUUUGAGCAAAGAGAGGCAGCGAGAAAGUGUCUUCAAGGACCAGUGUAUAUUGGUCAAACACUUCUUAAAAUGGCCCCUCGCAGGAAACCAAAGCCGAAAGCCGAUCCAGCUCCAGUCCCGGAUUCUGAUGUAGAUCCCACAGAACUUAUAUCUAUUCUUGAAGGGGCUCAUUCUAAUGGCGUAAGAGAUGUUGAUGCCUUAAUUGACUUGGCAGUCCAGACUGUGAGGUUACAGGACCCCGAGCGAAACCACAAGCUGCUUAUGCUGCAGAGAGAUCUUGAAGAAUGCAUCUCGGAAUUGGUUCCAGGCUGCCAAGCACACCAGUUUGGAUCUGCUGUCACGGGUGUUCCACUUAGAGGAUCUGAUACGGAUAUUGUGAUGAUUCUGCCAGAGAUUGCUGCCAGAAAUUUUGAUGGUCCCCAGAUAGUGAGACGUGUACGUAAACUUCUAUGGACCCGUCACCGAAAAUUUGGGUCCAUUGUUGCAAUUCCUGAAGCUCGCAUACCUAUAGUAAAAAUCAUCCAUAUACCAACUGGUAUUGCUUGUGAUAUCAGCUUCCAAGGACAAGGAUGUGUACUUAAGAGCAAGCAGUUGUCUCAUGUAUUAGACAUGGAUUUUAGAAUACGACCACUUAUUAUUUUCCUGAAGUAUUGGGCAAAAUGUCACAAUAUAAUAAGUUUAUCCAGGUUCUCGAGCUAUGCAGCUACACUGAUGGUGGUGUUUUUCUUGCAACAACUGCCAGAACCAAUACUUCCACCAAUUCAAAAGAUUCUUCAUCCAGAUCCUGGGAAUCCAUGUAUGACUACAAGGAAUACAGAUUCUUUGAGCAAACUUGUUGAAGAGUAUUUCAGAUAUUAUAGUGAAACUGAUUUAACAUAUCAAGUGAUAUGCCCAUGGGUUGGCCAUCUGGUACCAUGUGAAGCAUUUUCUGAAACAUUGAAGGUCACAAUUCCAGAUGAGGUCAAGCAUAUCAGAAAUUUAUUAUCCAUGCACAACAAUUCUCUUGAGAUUAAUACUCCUCUGGUAGUGCAAGACCCAUAUGAAAUGAACCGAAAUGUUACAGAGAGGGUGAAAGAUAAAGAUUUUACUUUCUUCAGACUCUGUUGUGGAGAAGCAGUUAAAAUCUUAAGGGAAGGAGCACCAGCAUUGCUUUUUAAGGAUUUGUGUGUCCCAAGGGAAGUGGAUGACAGUACAACUUUAAGUGCAGACCUUUUCCUAAAGCCGGAGUACCUUGGUGCAGUGGACAUUGCUGCUGAGUCAGCCAGACAAAUGCUAUUUGCACGUUGGACACAUGCUGUUGUUGCACUUGUUCCUGAAUUUUUAACUAGAUUUGUAAGGUUGAAGGUAGAACCAGUUGAUGAUACAAGGGGUCCAGUAUCUGUGGAGGAUUGUAUGAUUACUAAGUGUCUGCCACGUAGUUGGAAAUGUUCCGGCAAACCCGUACUGCACACGUGGAAUAUGCGCAAGAAGGCUGCCACAAAGCAUAAAUUAGAUCCCAAACUCCCUAUGAUGGAGCGAGAAACACUGAUUUCACAGCAUCUAGAACAAGAGCCAUCAGAAGUUGAAAAUGCAUCAUUCAUUGUCCGUAUUAUUGCUGGAAGCAAAAAGGAGUCUGUUCGCUGUUGCCUCAUAGCACACACAACAGAUGCAGCUCUCUAUCAUAUCAUUGCCAGAAAGCUCCUUUCACUUAUUCCCCUGUGGUUAAAUACUGCCUUUGUAUCCAGAACUGCAUUGAAUUACAUUCCUGACUUCUUGUCAACUAACACAGAUGCAGGAAGUGCCUUGCCUGCUAAUGCAAAUGUAUGUGGUAAUACAGAAGAAUCAUCUGCUGCAGAGAUAGUUCUGGAAAAAGGUAACACAGACAAACAAGAUGAUGAUCUGUCCAGUUGAAGCAUUCCAUUCCAAGUGCUUCAUAGCUUUAACAGUGCGAUGAAAAUUGAAAGUUGGCAGUACUCUCCUCAUGGGUACCUCUCUUACACAGUGAAAACUAAUUCUUUCUGAUCUUCAGCAUUGAGAUACAAUUAAGUGGUGUUUUCCAUGCACAGGUGAGAUGAGUAACAUUGUGUCAUGAAUUUUACUCAGGACAUUAACGACACUGCAACCAUCGUAAGGAAUAAAUGAAAAAAUUAAACUAGUCUGCAUCAAAACUGUUCCCUUUGGAAAUGCUGAAAUCCCUUGUGAAACACAGUCUACAUGUUUAUAAAUAAAUAUUUGACUGGAA
Molecule: messenger RNA, 2757 nt
Organism: Schistocerca nitens (vagrant locust)
Lineage: Eukaryota; Metazoa; Arthropoda; Insecta; Orthoptera; Acrididae
Product: speckle targeted PIP5K1A-regulated poly(A) polymerase-like
Exons: 11
Coding region: 300-2426 (708 amino acids)
Biological process (GO): mitochondrial mRNA polyadenylation; mRNA 3'-end processing
Molecular function (GO): RNA binding; poly(A) RNA polymerase activity
Source: RefSeq, a predicted model, not a curated record